GAAGGCCCAGUACAGCCGUCUCCUGUAGUCGUUUUUCACUGCCUAUACUUUAUCCCAAUUUAUUACGAGAUGUUUCAAAGGAAGAGACAGAAGGAAGAUGCCAGUGAGCCGAAUCAAAGUGGAUUUAUUGUGGAUGAAGAGGGCCCCUGUGUGGUUUCUAAGAUGGACGUGUUCCUCGGUGCUUCGACUUCCAUGGCAACAAUCUGGAAUUUCUUCAAUCGAGGAAAACGAGGUGAGUCCAGGAUGAACGGCGAUUCAGGCGCAGGGGUGGUGACGGCCCCCCCACCCACGGCCCCCCACAAGGAGCGCUACUUCGACCGGGUGGACGAGAGCAGCCCUGAGUACCAGCGGGAGAGGAACAUGGCCCCAGACCUGAGGCAGGACUUCAACAUGAUGGAGCAGCGCAAGAGGGUCUCCAUGAUCCUGCAGAGUCCGGCGUUCUGCGAUGAGCUGGAGACCAUGAUCCAGGACCAGAUGAAGACGGGCAAGACCCCCACCAGCCUGCUGGCCCUGCAGCAGAUCGCCGACUUCAUGACCACCAGCAUGCCCUCCAUGUACCCCGCGGCCCCCCAGGGAGGCAUGGCCGCGCUUAACAUGAGCCUGGGCAUGGUGACCCCGGUGAACGACCUCCGGGGCUCUGACUCCAUCUCAUAUGACAAGGGCGAGAAGCUGCUGCGCUGCAAGCUGGCCGCCUUCUACCGGCUCACCGACCUGUUCAACUGGUCCCAGCUCAUCUACAACCACCUCACAGUCAGGGUCAACUCGGACCAGGACAACUUUCUGAUUGUCCCCUUUGGGCUUCUGUACAGUGAGGUCACUGCUUCCAGUCUGGUGAAGGUGAACGUGCAGGGGGAGAUCGUGGACCGGGGGAGCACCAACCUGGGCGUCAACCAGGCCGGUUUCACGCUGCACUCGGCCAUCUACUCCUCCAGACCCGACAUCAAGUGCAUCGUGCACAUCCACAGCUCAGCGGGCGCCGCGGUGUCGGCCAUGAAGUGCGGCCUGCUGCCCAUCUCCCCGGAGGCCCUGUCCCUGGGCGAGGUGGCCUACCACGACUACCACGGCAUCCUGGUGGACCAGGACGAGAGCGUCCUCAUCCAGAAGAACCUGGGGCCCACCAGCAAGGUGCUGAUCCUGAGGAACCAUGGCCUGGUGGCCGUAGGGGAGACGGUGGAAGAGGCCUUCUACUACAUCCACAACCUGAUCACGGCCUGUGAGAUCCAGGUGCGGACCCUGGCCAGCGCUGGGGGUCCAGACAAUCUGGUGAUGCUGGACCCGGGGAAGUACAAGCAGCGGCCGCGCGUCCCCGAGACGCCGGGCGACGGGACCUCCACGCACCCCAAGUGGCAGGUCGGGGAGCAGGAGUUUGAGGCCCUCAUGAGGAUGCUGGACAACCUGGGCUACCGGACCGGCUACCCCUACCGCUGCCCCGCCCUGCAGGGCAAGGGCAAAAAGUACAGCGAUGCCACCGAGCUGCCUCCCCACGCCCACUCCCACGCGGGCUCCUACUCCUACGGGGAGGACAGUGACUCAGGCACGCGCUCCCCGCUGAAGCACAGCUUCCAGCGCGGCCAGCGGCCCGCCGGCCCCCCGCUGAGCGAGGAAGGGGCCGACAGCGCCAGCAGCCCCAAGGCGAAGGCUAAGGUGUGGACGAACAUAACACACGAUCACGUCAAACCCUUGCUGCAGUCGCUCUCGUCCGGUGUCUGCGUGCCGAGCUGUAUUACCAACUGCUUGUGGACAAAGGAGGAGGGGCAGCGCCAGGCGGCGGUAGCCAAUCAGUUCAUCCCCAUGAACACCAACCCUAAGGACGUCCUGGAGAUGAGGAACAAGAUUCGAGAGCAGAACCUGCAGGACAUCAAGACCGCCGGGCCCCAGUCCCAGGUCCUGUGUGCCGGCUCGGUGACGGAGCGCACCUUCACCCAGGACGCACGUCGGUCCGACUGUACGGAAACUAUCGAAGGCCUUGAGGGCUCCAGCGGCUCCUAUAGUCCUGCUAAGUCUUUUAGAAAGGGGGAGCUGGUGACGGCCUCCAAAGCCAUCAUCGAGAAGGAGUACCAGCCAAGGGUCGUCAUCAACAAGCAGGGCCCCAACCCCUUCAACCGGCUCACGGACCAGGAGCUGGACGCCUACCGCAAGGAGGUGGAGCUCAAGCAGAAAGGCCCCGAAGACGAAGAGCACCCCGCUGAGGAAGAGGAGGAGGCCAAGCAACCGGACCCCACCUGCACCCCACCCAGCACCCCGGUCCGAGUGGAGGAAGAAGAGUCCCUCCCGGAUCCCACCUCCAAGGACGAGAGCGACGGCGCCACCCUCCGACAGACCCUGCCCGACCUGACCCCGGACGACCCCUCCGACGCCGCCCCCGCACUCCCGGAAGCCGAAGACUCCGCCCCCGCCCCGGUUGCCACGGAAACGGUGGCUGCGCCGGAGGAGGAGGCGGCGACGGAUGCGGUAGUGACGGAUGCGGUAGUGACGGAUGCGGUAGUGACGGAUGCGGCGGCGGCGGAAGGGGAGGAGCCCGGCGAGGAGGACGGCGACGAGUCCCCCAGCAAAUCUCCCUCCAAAAAGAAGAAGAAGUUCCGCACUCCGUCCUUCCUGAAGAAGAACAAAAAGAAGGCAGAGGCCUAGAGGAGGAGAGCGAUAGGUCUGUCAUGAGGGGGGGGAAGUCUGGCUUACAUCUCUUUUAUUUUAUAUAUAUAAAUAUAAUAUUUUUCGUCCUCUGCCAUUUCACCCACUGCGAAAAAAGCCACUCACAAACUUGGAGUCUGUUAUUUUCAACGUUUUGAUAUUAGAUUCAUCAUUGGCUUAUUAACCUGCGCCUCCUUGUUAGAGUGUGCCAAUUUUUUAUACAGCAUUAAGCAACAGGUUGGGCGGCUUUAGAAAUGUUUGGAACUUUUAGCGGCUUCUUGGGUCAGAGUGAUUUAAUCACUAAUUUUGUUUUUGCCUCUGCAUUUUAUUUUUGUGCACGUGUAACUCCACAUGUUCGCACACUGGAUGUGUGUGAACAUGUUGAUUUCAGGCUUUUAUUGUCCUGCCUUUAACAUGUUGCUCUGUUUUUACUCAUAUGAACUGGGAUUGUAACAAAGGACUUUUGAGUCUUCUGAGUAUAAAAAUACAAAAAGAAUAGCCUGAAAGCCUGUUUCCUCUUACUGGUUCCAAAGUGGAAAACUACAACUCCUAAACCCGCUUGAUACAAGAUACAAGCAACAAUGUCGGCCAUCUUGUGUUGAGAAAAUUAUAUGCUUAAUCCAUAGUCAAAAUAAAAUCUGAUUUCUAUCUUCUAUUGCAAUAACCCAUUCAUAACCUAGUUCCCACUGCUCAAUUUUUUUCAAACGAACCUAUGAAGAUGUUUUUCAAAUUGAUAGAGCAGUAUGCUUCGCUGUAGGAGAACUAUAUGAGCUUUAACUUGCGUUGCUAUGCGCUUGAUGCGAAUCUCGAAGGGUGACCGAUAUACAGCUAAUGUCAAGGAUUACAUUUUUGACAGUAUCGCCUUAUGUGCUGUUCAAUAUGAAGGAAUGUGGUAAAAAAAAAACUGGUUUGUUCACUUUUUUCAGUUGCUUUUACCUUUUUAACCGGCUUGCUUUUGACAUGGGUGCUGUCUUCUUCUAAAUACAAUGAAAAGCAGAGUCCAUACACAAAUGUCUCAUGCUGAAUGAAUGGUAUCUCAUAUUUGAUGUUAUUUUCAGCUCUCGUAGACCUGCAUUACGUCUGUGAAAGCACUGUGAACCGGUCUUUCUUUCUAAACCACUUCUCAUGUCUCAGUCACUAUUCGAAUGUUGCAAUCUAUAAGAAUAGGCAAUGUUUGGGGUAUCACUUAGAGAGGGUUUUACGUCCUGAAAGCUGUGCAGACACUUCCCUGUGAAAAAAAAAGAAGUAUUUACUCUGUAAUAUAUAAUCGAUGAUGGGAACACAAUUAGUUUGUUUUGAGCUUGCCAGAUUAACCACUCUGAGACAAGAGAUGAAAUAUCGACAAACUCUGCCCAAGGGAAUCGACGAGUUAUGGCUAUGAAAUGUUGUUUCCUUUUUUUUUUUUCUUUGAACAACAUUAGGUACCAAAUGGGAAAUUGAAGGUUGACAGUGUAGAGGCCUGAUACAUCCUUGCUUUUGUUAUAUAAAAAAAACUACUAUGGUGUAUUUACGAUGUUUCAUGCAGGCAGAGGAAGUCUAGGCCCAUAUAAGGACUGCAUGGCAUUAACCUCCAUAUUGCUGUACUCCCUUACAUGAUUGUAAACUCUCGCGACCCUACACUAUUGUUUUGUACUUUUUGCAUUACUGUGCACAUUAUACAUGAUACUAAACUACUUGUGAUGAAGCUUUUUGUUCUAUCCACUAUUCAAUUUUUCUUUUGAUUCACACACAUUUAUGAUGAAUUGUAUUUACAGUCUGACCCAUUUUCCAUUUUUAUGUGUUAUCCUGCAUCUAUAGACUUGCAAUCAAUGAUUCUUCAUGGUACUGUUGCUUUUUCAUCCUUGAAUAAACACACUACUGUGAAAAUGUA
Gadus morhua (Atlantic cod) is the source of this 4498-nucleotide messenger RNA. It is a transcript of the gene add1, whose product is annotated as adducin 1 (alpha). The transcript is spliced from 16 exons. The coding region runs from base 70 to 2628 and encodes 852 amino acids. Gene Ontology annotation, cellular component: focal adhesion; cytoskeleton; postsynaptic density. Lineage: Eukaryota; Metazoa; Chordata; Actinopteri; Gadiformes; Gadidae. The record is from RefSeq and is a predicted model, not a curated record. Gene Ontology annotation, molecular function: actin filament binding. Gene Ontology annotation, biological process: positive regulation of establishment of endothelial barrier; positive regulation of adherens junction organization; barbed-end actin filament capping.